Messenger RNA from Musa acuminata AAA Group (dessert banana), 775 nucleotides. Its product is annotated as peptide methionine sulfoxide reductase B5. Lineage: Eukaryota; Viridiplantae; Streptophyta; Magnoliopsida; Zingiberales; Musaceae. Gene Ontology annotation, biological process: protein repair; response to oxidative stress. The record is from RefSeq and is a predicted model, not a curated record. Gene Ontology annotation, molecular function: peptide-methionine (R)-S-oxide reductase activity. Bases 25 to 663 code for a protein of 212 amino acids. The transcript is spliced from 3 exons.
AUAAAGAAAGAGGAAGGAGAAGAGAUGGGAGUCGCUCCCCCCCAGUUUGUAAGGAAUGCGUUCCACCGCCGCCCUCCUUCCAUUUCCCUAAGCGCCACUGUCCCUACAUUAACCCCCCCUGCCCGGGUUCCCGUCCACGUUCGUUCCUUCAAGACCCCGCUGUCCCGCUCCUCCCCGCGAACCCCUUAUAAAACCCCCUCGAAGGUUCCACCUUUUCCCCUCGUUCCACCGAGUCGGCUGAUCGGCGUGGUGAUGGCAUCGUCGGGUCCCGUGCAGAAGUCCGAGGAGGAGUGGCAGGCCAUCCUGUCGCCGGAGCAGUUCCGGAUCCUUCGGUUGAAGGGGACUGAGUAUCCUGGCACUGGUCAAUAUGACAAGUUUUUUGCUGAUGGUAUAUACGAGUGUGCUGGUUGUGGAACACCACUGUACAAAUCCACUACUAAGUUUAACUCUGGGUGUGGCUGGCCAGCCUUCUUUGAGGGUCUUCCUGGAGCCAUAAAUCGAACGCCGGACCCUGAUGGAAGGAGAAUAGAAAUAACCUGUGCUGCUUGUGGCGGUCACUUAGGUCAUGUGUUCAAGGGAGAGGGGUUUAACACCCCCACAGAUGAGCGCCACUGUGUCAAUAGCAUCUCACUCAAGUUUGUUCCUGCCUCCCAAAGCAACUAGCUUCCUCUUUGGUAUGUAUGGCACUCUUAUUUUACCAGUACAAUGAUCAAGAAAUAAGAAUUGGUUUGUUGUCUGUUUCUUGUUGUCAAUGGAACUUAUUCCCUUUGCCUUA